Nannizzia gypsea CBS 118893 is the source of this 237-nucleotide messenger RNA. RefSeq lists its product as hypothetical. The transcript is spliced from 2 exons. The record is from RefSeq and is a predicted model, not a curated record. NCBI's taxonomy places the organism in Eukaryota, Fungi, Ascomycota, Eurotiomycetes, Onygenales, Arthrodermataceae. The coding region runs from base 1 to 237 and encodes 78 amino acids.
AUGGCAGAGACAGACUGUUACGAGAAAUAUCCUUUUGGGGAGCACUACCUGCAGAACGUCUACGUUCAUAUACCAGAGGCUCCCGCCCCAAUCGAAACCGGCUACUGGAUAGUUGAGAGGAGAGUGAAGAUUGUCGAGGAUAUGGUUGAUACGCAUGAUGGGAUGUGGAUUAAUGGGAAGGAGGUUGCGGGUGUUAUUGCGGUUGGUAUUAGGGAGCUGCAGGACAUGCGUGUCUAG